AGUAAAUUGCAGUGGAAAGUGUAAUCUCCUUGCUGUAUAAUUUGUUUUGUUACUGGUGAUUUGAUAAAACUAAUUAUUAAACAUGUCAUUGAUUUGACAUUGUCAUGAAAUAUCUUGAAUGUAAGCUAAUUUUCCUAUCUCUAUGUAAAAUCAUUGAUUUUUUUUUCAAAAAUGGAUAAAGCGGGCCCUAGUUCUGGAAAAAUUAACAUCGUGAUAAUUGAAGGAAAUAAAGGUAAAGGCCGGUUAUCGAAUCAAGGAAUGGUGCUUCUGCACGCUGGCCAUAAAUAUAAUUUUGUUAAAACAAAUAUGUGUGGUACAACUAAUUGGCGAUGCGUCAAUAAAAACAUUUGUAGCACUUCCAUAACAUUAACAGCUGAUAAUAAAGAAAUUGUGAAAGAAGCUAAACAUGUAUGUUUACCAGAUUAUGAACGUAACAAAAUUGAUUUCACAAUGUCAUUAGCCAAACAAGAGGUUUGUCUUAAUAUGGCGCCUAUACCUGAAAUUUUUGAGAAACACUAUUACAAACUUCAUAAACAGGAUUCUGAUCAUACAUUUGGUCAGGGCGAAAUGCUUUCCCCAGAGGAAUUACCUACAUUCAGUUCAAAAAAGGAUACGCUGUAUCGGGCACGCUAUAAAUUUUUAAAUGUAAAAAAAAGUAAAUUUUUGCGACCCCAAGAUGUGCAGUUGCCAGACAGUUUAGUAAGUGAUUUCUUUUUGUAUGACGAUGGUGUUGAAGAGAAGAUUAUAAUUUUUGGUACUCGACUGGCAAAAGCAACAUUGAAAACAGUUGAUAUUGUGUACGUUGAUGGAACGUUUAGAUGUUGCCCGAUUCCUUUCUAUCAGCUGUUUUCUGUACAUGCUGACAUUACGCAUGAAUCAGGAACUGUGUGCUUUGUGCCAUUGUUGUUCGCUUUGUUGCCCAACAAAAGCCAAACUACAUACGAGAGACUUUUCAAAAUUUUAAAAUAUCAAUUUUUUAUGAAUAUCAGCACUUUCAAAUGUGACUACGAACUGGCUAUUAUCCAAGCGAUAAAGGCAAUAUAUCCUGACAUUGUAGUAAAGGGUUGCUACUAUCAUUUUACAAACGCAGUUUGGAAAAAGUCGAAAUCGAUUAAUUUUAGUUCAUCCAACGAGGGUCGUAAAUGUACUCAGCUCUUUUCCUUAUUAGCACUGUUGCCAGCGUCGCUUAUACCGGAGGCGUAUCUGACAUUAUGUGAAUUAGCUCCUAAUACUGAAGAAAUCUUUGCUCGUCUGAUCGACUCAGGCAGGUCAUUCCACAGCUUGAUGCUCCUAAUAGUGAAGGAGUUGGAAAAGUAUUUUGAGGAAUGGAUAGGACAGUUCAGAGAAAGAGUAGAAAAAGAGCGCAAGGUAACUGCGGAACCAGCCAGUCACUGCCGGAGAAAUGCCAAGAGAAUCAAACAGCGCAAGCAACAAGUCGAAAUCAACGGUGUUGAAGGCACUGCUGAAGUCCAACAGAGUAAGGACGGAGUGAGGAUAUCAAUGAGCGGAAUGAUCAUAUUACGACUAAUGCUAUCACAACCAACGGCAUUCGAUGAGAUGGAGAGAAUGUUCCUCUUGACAUCACCAACAGUGAACUGGCUGAGUUCAAAAACCGAGCGCGUCUGGAAGCGGCGUCCAGAUGGAAACUGGCCACUGGCUACACGCUUUCCCCUCUGCCUGAGCGCCGAGACCAUUCGCAUAACUAAAGGUCUCCGCCUUGGUGUCCCAGUUUGCUCCCCUCAUCCUUGUCCUUGCGGCAAAGACGUAAGUGCUCUGGAUCACCACAGUCUUUCCUGCCAGCUGAGCGUCGGCCGUAUCUCCUGGCAUGCAACCCUCAACAACAUCAUCCGCCGGGCCUUAGCCACUGUCAACGUGCCCGCUAUCCUCGAGCCAAGCGGCAUGUCGCCAACAGAUGGCAAAUGCCCGAACGGAAUGACUCUCAUCCCUUGGAGUAUGGGCUGGGCACUGGUGUGGAACGCCACAUCGGCAUACACACUUGCCCCAUCCCGUCAGACACACCUACAAGAAGGCUGGCUCCGCAGCUGA
Molecule: messenger RNA, 2046 nt
Organism: Hyposmocoma kahamanoa
Lineage: Eukaryota; Metazoa; Arthropoda; Insecta; Lepidoptera; Cosmopterigidae
Exons: 6
Coding region: 172-2046 (624 amino acids)
Source: RefSeq, a predicted model, not a curated record